AUGGACCACCAAAACUUCGCAUCCCAACAAGCUUCCACGGCUGCCGCCCGCCGCGAAGCACAGCAAGGCGAAGACUCCCUCUCACCACUCGAACAAGAAGUGCUAGACGAGUACGCCAAACUAGUCGGAAAUUUGGACGACCUUGGCGCAGUUCUCGCGGAUCUAGCAGCGAACCCUUCGGCGGAGAUUCUGGAUUCGUUGAGGGGUUUGGAGAGGAAGACGACGACUGUGUUUACGCUAUUGAAAGCGAGUGUGUAUUCGAUUGUGCUGCAGCAGGAGAUUGCUGAUGCUGAUGGGUCGUGA
This is a messenger RNA of Zymoseptoria tritici IPO323, 303 nucleotides long. RefSeq lists its product as uncharacterized. Lineage: Eukaryota; Fungi; Ascomycota; Dothideomycetes; Mycosphaerellales; Mycosphaerellaceae. Gene Ontology annotation, biological process: attachment of spindle microtubules to kinetochore. The record is from RefSeq and is a predicted model, not a curated record. The transcript has 2 exons. Bases 1 to 303 code for a protein of 100 amino acids. Gene Ontology annotation, cellular component: mitotic spindle; DASH complex.